AUGUGUUCUCUCAGUGCAGCAAAUGCCAGGUUCUGCCUGGACUUUUUCAGAGAGCUAAACAAAAGAAAAAGAAAUGAAAACAUCUUCUUCUCCCCACUAAGUCUGUCAGCUGCCUUCGGAAUGGUUGUCCUCGGGGCCAGGGGCAGCACACUUGAGCAGAUUGAGAAGGUCUUUCAUUUCAGAGAAGUUUUGAGCAGUACGAGACAGGAAAACAGAUACCCUUCUGAGAAGGCUUUGUUGGCUGAAGUCAGUGAACCUGGACCAGGCUGUUGUCUCACCAUUGCCAACAGGCUCUUUGGAGAAAUUACUUAUCCAUUCUUCCAGCAAUACUUGGAUUCCAUGAAGAAAUUCUAUCGAGCAGAGCUGGAACCAGUAAAUUUUAAAUACACUGAAGAAGAAGUCAGAGAAAAAAUUAACUUCUGGGUUGAAAAUGAGACAAAAGGUAAAAUCAAAGACCUAUUUGCUGCUGGUUUUAUUGAUCCCUCUACUGUACUUGUCCUGGUCAAUGCUAUAUAUUUUAAAGGAAAGUGGGCAGUAGAAUUUAAGAAAGAAGACACUAAGGAAAUGUAUUUCCACCUGAACAAGAAUGAGAGAAGGAAAGUGCAGAUGAUGUUUCAAGAAGGAUAUUUUAACAUGGCCAUCAUAGAGGAACUGAAAACAAAAGUCAUAGAGCUCCAAUAUUACAAUAAUGAACUGAGUAUGUUCAUUCUUCUUCCCGAAGAUGACUGUGAGGACUUUACAGGCCUAGAACAGCUUGAAUGUGCCCUCACCUAUGAAAAACUCACAGAAUGGACCAGCUUGGCUACGAUGCAACCACUAAGAGUGAAGCUGUACCUGCCCCAGUUCAAGAUGGAGGAAAGUUAUGUUCUCAACAACACUCUCCAGGAGAUGGGAGUAAUGAAUGUUUUUGCCUGGGGAAAAGCUGAUUUGUCAGGAAUCUCUAUGAAAGAUGGCUUGGUUGUGUCCAAGGCCAUUCAGAAGACAAUCGUGGAAGUCAAUGAAGAGGGCACUGAAGCAGGUUGUUCCAUGGAGCUUCUUGCAAUGCCUCUGUGUUGCCCAGUAACUUAUGAGUUCAAAGCUGACCAUCCAUUCCUCUUCUUCAUCAGACACAACCAAACCAACAGCAUUCUCUUCUUUGGAAUCAUAUUUCUGUUUGCUUUAGGUAACGCUGAUUUCACAAUGGGCUCCAUCAGUGCAGCAAAUGCAGAAUUUUGUUUUGAUGUAUUCAAAGAGGUGAAAAUUCACCAUCCCAAUGACAACAUCUUUUACUGCCCCCUGAGCAUGAUUGCAGCCUUGGCCAUGGUCUAUCUGGGAGCAAGAAAUAACACUGAGCAUCAAAUGGAGAAGGUUCUUCAUUUUGACAAAAUUGCAGGACUUGGAAGUAUCCAGACCAAGUGUGGCAAGUCUGUGAAUAUCCACCUACUGUUUAAAGAAAUUCUCUCUGAUAUCACUGCACCAGAAGCCAAUUAUUCACUGCACAUUGCCAACAGACUCUAUGCUGAAAAGACAAGUCAGAUCCUACCGAUCUACUUAAAAUGUGUGAAGAAACUGUACAGAUCUGGUCUAGAAACGGUCAACUUCAAAACAGCAUCAAGUCAAGCCAGACAGCGCAUUAAUUCCUGGGUGAAAAAUCAGACAAAUGGACAGAUCCGGGAUUUCCUUGAACCAAGCUCUGCUAAUCCUCAGACUGUGCUGCUCCUUGUGAACGCCAUUUACUUCAAAGGGAAAUGGAAGACUGCAUUUAAAGAAGAACACACUCAGAAAGUGCCCUUCAAUGUGACAGAGCAAGAGAGCAGACCCGUGCAAAUGAUGUAUCAGAACAGCACCUUCAAAGUGGCAAGAGUGGCUGAAGACAAAAUUAAGAUCCUGGAGCUUCCAUAUGCCAGUGGAGAGCUGAGCCUGUUGGUGCUGCUGCCUGAUGACAUCUCUGGCCUGGCACAGCUUGAGAGCAAAAUCAGCUUUGAAAAACUUGCAGAGUGGACCAGUUCCAAGGUGAUGGAAAAGAAGAGGGUGAGAGUGUACCUCCCACGCAUGAAGAUUGAGCAGAAAUACAACCUCACAUCUGUCUUGACAUCCCUGGGUAUGACCGACCUGUUCAGCCCCAGGGCCAACCUCUCUGGCAUCUCUUCAGCAGAGGGCCUGAGGAUAUCUGAGGCCAUCCACGAGGCAUACAUGGAAGUCACUGAAGAGGGCACUGAGGAGGCUGGGUCAGCAGAAGACACAGAAGACAUCCAACAUUCCUCUGAGUUUGAAGAGUUCAGGGCUGACCAUCCAUUCCUUUUUUUGAUCAAACACAAUCCAAGCAACCUGAUCCUCUUCUUUGGUAGAUACUGCUCUCCCUAAGGAGAAAAAGGGCUGGAAAUAAUGCUUGCCUACCCCUAAGAAACAGACCCCCUUUACUCUAGUAUUGUAGUAUAAUCUCAUCUCUUCUAUAUUUUCUGCAAGUGGAAGGGCUACUCUAAGUCAUUCCCUUUCCUGAAGCUUCCAGUGCAAAGGCACCUGCAGAUGAGGUAACAGCAACAAGUGUGUUUACUCCUUUCCCUUCUCAGACUGGUUCCAGUAUUGAUUGAACCAAGCUAUGACUAAGCCCACAGAAAACAGAGGCCCUCACAGGCCAGGAAAGGGUCAAAUUAUUUUCACUUGAAGAAGUAGUUGCAUACGAGGCUCCAAGUCUUUGUUAUUCCUUUACAUGGAAAGCCAUGGGCUAUGCUCAUCCCAUUCCCUGGUAUCCUGCUAACAAACCCAUGCAGUUUCCAAAACACUGGUUUUGAGAUUCCCAGUCUGGAGAAGAUGCUUGUGGACAAGAUUCUGCUAUUCAGGGUAUUAACCCUACGUAAUAUUUUUUUUUAUUUUUACUUGGUGCACAUAACCACUAUGACCAGAGCAGUCCUCUCACCUUGAGUACCUCAUGCAAUACUGAAGUUCUUUCAGAGGUUCUCCAAAGUCAUGGAGAAUUUCCCUUCAACUUCAGAAUGUUCAAGAAGAUCUAACUUUGUCUAGGUGCAGUUAUGUCUUGUCACAGAAUAUAGAUUCAAAGCCUGAAACAUCUGGAUAUCUGGAUGAUCUGGAUGAUCCAGGACUCUUUUGCCAAGCAAAAUAAUUGCCUGAAUUAUUGCUUAAAACAUUGGAAGUCACUUCAAGUUUGAGACCAUUUUGAU
This is a messenger RNA of Ficedula albicollis (Collared flycatcher), 3158 nucleotides long. RefSeq lists its product as uncharacterized. Lineage: Eukaryota; Metazoa; Chordata; Aves; Passeriformes; Muscicapidae. The record is from RefSeq and is a predicted model, not a curated record. The transcript is spliced from 14 exons. Gene Ontology annotation, molecular function: serine-type endopeptidase inhibitor activity. Gene Ontology annotation, biological process: negative regulation of endopeptidase activity. The coding region runs from base 1 to 2343 and encodes 780 amino acids.